GACUGCUACCAGUCAACUGAUAACAUUGUUUACAUUUUAUCACUUACACAGACACAAAUAGAAAUCUAUAGAUAUGCCAACAUAAACACACACACACACACACACACAUACACACACAGUCACACACACACACACACACAGUCACACACACACACAGUCACACACGCACACACACAGUCACACACACACACACACACAUACACAAUUAUAUAAAUAUGCAAAUGCAUGAACAUUCACAAAUGCCAAUGCACACACAUGCCAGUGCACACACACACACAUACAUUUUUAGAUACUUGCAUGCAGAAAUAAAUGAAAGUAUAUGCACAAACUGGUGUAGAUAAAUAUAUAUACUCAAACUGUCACUUACACACACACACACACACACACAGGUAUAUAUACAGGUUAGUAAUAAAUAUUGAUUGCUAUUCAUUAUCUACAGAGGUUAGAUUCAGACCAAACGAAGAGGGCUGAUUGUCUCAUUAUCCGUGUCUACAAAAUUGUUUCCCUCAAACAUGACUGAUGCCAACAAAUCAUUUGACUGCGGCCAUGCUGGAGCACCACCUUUAGUCAAGAAAAUCGACCCCAGGACUUAUUCUUUAUUGUCAAAGAGCUGCGGCAGACUUUUUCUACUGGUUGUACACUUCCAGUGGAAUGGAGACUUCACCAGCUGUCAAAAAUUAUGAAAAUGUUGACUGAAUGUCAACAAGAAAUUGAAGAUGCUCUUGUGAAAGAUUUACAUAGGCCGAAAAAUGAGGCAAUGUUUUUUGAAGUGAUUUUUGCCAGAAAGGAAGCACUAGAUGCUAUAAUCAGUCUCAAAGAAUGGAUGGAACCAGAAAAAGUUGAUCGAGGCUUAUUAAACAUAAUGGAUGACUGCUUCAUUAAACCUGAACCAUUAGGUGUUGUUUUAAUAAUGGGCGCUUGGAACUAUCCCUUCCAGCUGUGCAUCCUACCUUUGAUCGGAGCCAUAGCUGCAGGUAACUGUGCUGUGGUGAAACCGUCAGAGUUGGCACCUCAUUCUGCUGAAGUAAUAACAAGAAUCCUACGCAAUUAUCUGGAUUCAGACUGCAUUAAAGUCUACAAUGGAGGAAUUUCAGAAACUCAGGAACUUUUACAAGAAAGAUUUGAUCAUAUAUUCUACACUGGUAGUAGUCGAGUUGGUAAAAUUAUCAUGAAAAGUGCAGCAGAACAUCUAACCCCUGUUACUUUAGAACUGGGUGGUAAAUGCCCAGCUUAUAUUGAUGAUGAUUGUAACCUACAGAAUGUAGCAAAUCGUAUUCUUUGGGGGAAGACUGUUAACUGUGGCCAGAUAUGUAUUGCACCAGACUAUGUGAUGUGUUCAAAGGAACUACAGGGACCAUUUGUUGAAAAGUUGAUUGAAGCUUUUGAAAUGUUUUAUAGUGAUUCAAUCCAUGAAACGAAGGACUAUGGACGCAUCAUUCAUAAAAAGCAUUUCCAACAUUUGAAGGAACUUCUGGAAAACCGAAAACCUGCAUUUGGUGGGGAAUUUUGUGAAGAAAGUCUACUGAUAACUCCAACGAUUCUGACUGAUAUCACUCCAGAUGAUCCUCUAAUGCAAGAAGAGAUAUUUGGUCCAAUUCUCCCAAUAAUGACUGUUGAAAAUGAAGAUGAAGCAAUUCAGUAUAUAAAGCAUGGGGAGAAACCAUUGUCUCUGUAUGUUUUCUCAAACAACAAAGAAACAGUAAACAAAUUUCUUUCCCAAACCACAAGUGGUGGAGUAUGCAUCAAUGAUGUCAUUGUCCAUGGAGGAUUGGCAACAUUACCUUUUGGUGGAGUUGGUCAAAGUGGCAUGGGUAGUUACCAUGGCAAGUUCACUUUUGAGACAUUUAGUCACAAGAAAGCAGUCAUGUGGAAAAGUAUGGGCAUGGAAAAUGUCAACUCCUUAAGAUAUCCACCAUAUAGCGAUGAGAAAUGUCAACUAUUUACCUGGUUUGUCCUGAUGAGGCCUGGUCUUGCCAAGAAAUUUCUUAUGGCUCUGCUUGUACUGCUUGUAGCAUUAAUUCUGUCAUUUAUCUUUAUGAAAGUUUAUGGACCAUCAUACGGUAGUUUACUCCAUCACUGGAAUAUUGCUGACAAUGACUUCAGCAGAAAUAAAUUCUAGAAACAUUCACAAGGAGCAAGCUAAAGAAAAUAACAUAUUUUUGGAAUGGAAUUAUUCUGAAGGUGAAUAAUUCAAUAAAGAAGAGAUAUUAUAGACAUGCUAAACUAAAAGUGGUAAUGGAAGAAAGAUUAAAGAUGACAUUCAACAAAUCAUCAAAUUAAAGUUGAUUUAUGUUAACAAUUCAUUCCUCUGCAGUGGUUAAAACAAAUACCAGAAAUCAAAUGUGGAAUGUGUGGAUAGAUUAUACUCACCUGUUAUCAACAAAUGUCUUGUAGAACAUAAAAAGUUAUGUGUUACAAGUGAAGCAUCUAAAUAUACAUAGCAAGCCUGUUUCAUCCAAAACUUACAUUUAUAUAUAUACUUAUAUAUAUACACAUGUAUAUGUCGACAUCAUCGAAAAAGAAUUAUAUAUAUAAUCUAUAUAAAAAAUUGUGUGUGUGUAUACACACACACACACAUACAGGGUAUGUAAGGUAUUUGAGGACAUACCUUUUUGGGUCAUUGUUGCAUUUUUUGCUAACUCUGCAUAAUCUUUGUUUCUGAAAAUAAUAAUGGCAAACCCUCAACUUACUCAAGAAAUGAAGAGGCAUGCUGUUAUUGUGGUUAUAAAGGCUGAGUAUAGCGAUUUAGAAAUAUCUCAGUUUUUAAAAGUUGCCAGAUUUUUCGUCUACAAAGUUUGUAAGGAGUUAGAGACUGAAGAUGGAAACAUAUCACCAGUAUCAAAGCAUAAAAAGCAUUCUAAAUGCUCUGAAAUCGUCAGAACACUUGAAUUUAUCCAGCAAGUUCAACAGACCAUUAAUUACAAUCCCAAAAAGUCCAUGAGGUCAAUUGGAUCUAGGUUAGAAAUGGGUUCUUUCUCAAUUGGCAAGAAAUCUUGAAAUAAAUUGAAUAAUGACAUACAUACAUACAUACACAUGAAUUAAGAGAAAUAACUCAGGGUGGCAAGUAGUAUAUGCUUUUUGGGAUAACAAAUUGAAAUAUGGAUAUCAAAAUCCAUACAAGAUAAAUUUUCAAUUUUUAAAAAAUUAUCCCUACUUACAGAGAGGGUAGAAGAACCACUUGGUGGCAACUGAGAUGAACUCCAAAUGUGAAAGGGAGAUAAUCUUGAGAAUCAAGAAUUUUCCAAGAUUGACAUACCAUGUGUAUAUGUGUGUAUGUAUGUGUAUGAGAGAACAAGUGUAUGUGUGUGUGAGAGAGAAAGAGAAAGAGAGAGAAAGAGAGAGAAAGAGAAAUAGAGAACGUGUGUGUGGGUGUUUGUGUGUGCAUGUGUGUGACAGAGAGAGAGAGAGUGUGUGUGUGUGUGUUUGAGUGUAUGUGUCGGUCUGUCUCUCUGUCUUGAUAUCUGUGUUUAUGUUACACCAAUCUCAAAUCUGUUUUAAAAUAAUAAUAAUAAUAAUAAUAAUAAUAAUAAUAAUAAUAAUGAUGAUAAUAAUAAUAAUAAUGAGCUUAUGGUAAACAGUGCUCAAAUGCACUGUACCUCAUCAGAAAAAAAUUGUCCAUCCAUGUCUCAAAGCCUAGCAGUUUGACAAUAAAAAGUGAUAAAAUAAGUUUUAAGCAGAAACUAAGUAUUGAGAUCAAUAUGACAAUGUGCAAUGUAUGUUAUAAUCUUGUCAGUUUUAUAUCUUGGGCAAUCACGUUUGUUCUAUGAUCAACUCCAGUGAAAAUAUUUUUAGUUAUAUAGUAUUAAAUGAAUAUCAGCAAUAUGUUGAUGGAAGUAAUUAAAUUCUUGUUAAUUAUAAUUAAUUUGGGGGUCUCUGAUUUACAUGGAAAAUUACAACUACAUAGAUACCUAUGGUGAAAACCAGCAGAAUCAUUUGAGAAAAAUUGCUUUGCAGUAUAUAUUCCAACUCUUUACAUUGUAAGUUCAAAUCUUGCCAAGGUCAAAUUUGCUUUUCAUCCUUGGAGGGUAAAGUAUCUAAAGUCAAGCACUGAGGUCAAUGGUAUCAAUUACUCUCUUCCCUCAAAAUUACUGACUUUGUGCUUUAAAUUAGGAACAAUUGUAAGAGAGCCAAGGAUUGGUAGAAUUGUUAAAGUGUCCAAAAAAAUGCUUUAUAGUAAUUGUUCCAUGUGAUCAUUCUCUGAGUUCAAGUCCUGCCAUAGUUAACUUUGCUUUUCAUCCCUCCUAGAAUAGAAUACUAGUCAAGAACUGGGAUCAGUAUAAUUGACUAGACCUCUUUCCUUAAAAUUGUUGGCUGUGUGCCAAAAUUUGAAAUUAUUAUUAUUAUUAUUAUUAAGGUGGUGAGCUGGCACAAUCAUUAGCACACCAGGUGAAAUGCUUAGUGAUAUUUCAUCUGCUAUUACAUUCUGAGUUCGAAUUUCAUUGAAGUUGACUUUGCCUUUCAUCCUUUUGGGGUUGAUAAAUUAAGUACCCCUUUGGGGUUGAUAAACUAAGUAACACUGGGGUUGAUGUUAUCAACUUAUCCUCCAAUCAAAAAAAAAAAAAAAAAUGGCUGCCUUUGUGACAAAAUUUGAAACCAUUUUUAUCAUUAAAAGAAAAGUUUUAAAAAAUCAUUAUUAUUAUUAUU
This is a messenger RNA of Octopus bimaculoides (California two-spot octopus), 4644 nucleotides long. Its product is annotated as aldehyde dehydrogenase, dimeric NADP-preferring. Lineage: Eukaryota; Metazoa; Mollusca; Cephalopoda; Octopoda; Octopodidae. Gene Ontology annotation, molecular function: aldehyde dehydrogenase (NAD+) activity. Gene Ontology annotation, cellular component: cytoplasm. The record is from RefSeq and is a predicted model, not a curated record. Gene Ontology annotation, biological process: aldehyde metabolic process.